Messenger RNA from Calypte anna (Anna's hummingbird), 1580 nucleotides. It is a transcript of the gene IL22RA2, whose product is annotated as interleukin 22 receptor subunit alpha 2. The transcript is spliced from 7 exons. NCBI's taxonomy places the organism in Eukaryota, Metazoa, Chordata, Aves, Apodiformes, Trochilidae. The coding region runs from base 130 to 978 and encodes 282 amino acids. Gene Ontology annotation, molecular function: protein binding; interleukin-22 receptor activity. The record is from RefSeq and is a predicted model, not a curated record.
GCAAGGGACUUUGGCCUGAUGGGUUGGGCUUGCCAGCAUGGUGUGGAUGCAGUGCUCAGCAGUGUGGCUGAGCCACUCACAGCCACUCACUCACUCCUCUGAUGGUAUGUACCUGGAUGACAUCCUGCCAUGAACACAACUGCAAACUCCAUCUGCUUGCAUUCAACCUGGAGACAGGCCACCAGAUCAGACAGCAUCCCACAGACAUGCUCAAGAGGAAGAGAGAUGCUUUUCAACCAUGGAGCUGCUCUUCUAAGCAUGAGGGGGAUCUCACUUGCCUCUCUCUGCCUACUGAUGCACCUGUUUCAGGACAAGAUAACUAUGAUUUUAGUUUUGGAAAACCAAGACCUGCGAGAUUCAAUUAAGCCACAGAAGGUAGAGUUCCGUUCGUUCAACUUCAACACCAGUUUGCACUGGCAGCCUGGGAGGGCCAGAGAGCCAAGAGACAUCAUCUACUUUGUGCAAUAUAAAGUGUAUGGGCAGAGCACAUGGCACAACAAAGACGACUGCUGGGGGAUUCAAAACCAUUGCUGUGACCUAACAAAUGAGACCUCUGAUAUCCGAGAGCCUUACUAUGGCCGAGUGAAAGCCGUGUCAGAUGGCAUCUAUUCCGACUGGAGCCUCAGCUGCAGAUUCACUCCCUGGCAAGAAUCUAUGAUAGGACCUCCAACAAUAACUGUGGUUCAUAGCAACAAAUUCAUACUACUAAAGCUCCAGGCUCCACGUUCUCCUUAUAGAAGGAAGAGAGGCAGCAAGAUACCAAUGACAAAUUAUUAUGAUCUUCUUUAUCACGUCUUCAUAACUAACAACUUGCUAGACAAGCACGACAAAGUCCUGAUGUACGAAGGAAAAGAAAAGAUAAUUAAAAUAGAAGAUUUAAGACCUGGAGCCAGCUACUGCAUCAUGGCCAAAACGUAUGUGCCAGCUCUGUCCCGCAGCAGUCCCUACAGCAGCAGGCAAUGCACUGUGCUGCAGUGACAGGGCUGGCACCUCUGCCACAGAACAAAAAUAGCAAUGAAAGAUGAAAAAAAAGUGUUCUUGCUUUUAAAUAAGAACUGCAGAGUAGAGGAGCAUGCUGCAAGCUCACGGUGCCUUCACAGUGCCGAGAGUAACACUUCCAAUUGUGAAACCAGUACGUGAUUAGGCAGGAGCUCAUUUAAACGGAAACAGACAAGAUCCUUGCUUCCAGUCAAUGACAGACAGUUAAAGGGAAGAGACCUCUAUUUCAACCAUUUCUUAGUAAACGUGGAAGAAAUGCUGACCAUUACCUGUGAUUUCUAAUUAUUUUACUCCUACAAGUCUUCAUCCCUCAAAGGAAAGGUUUUCUUGGGCAAGGUCUGGAAAGAUAUCCACUAUACCUCUCUAUCCAACGAGGCUUGGUGGCAUUUCCAGAUCUGUGAUUAAUGAGAAUCAUAAUAUUUAAUACUGCAUUCUGUUCUUGCGUAUUAACAAGAGGAGGUGAAAAUGGGCCAGACACAAUUUGGCAAAGCAAGCCCUGGUAAAUAUGGAGCUCAAUGCUACAGAACCACUAUUGAUUUUUUUUUUCCGCAUAUAUUUGCAGUUUCAUUUGUCCUUUGUUA